Messenger RNA from Salvelinus sp. IW2-2015, 3554 nucleotides. RefSeq names its product fibroblast growth factor 4B. The record is from RefSeq and is a predicted model, not a curated record. Gene Ontology annotation, molecular function: growth factor activity; fibroblast growth factor receptor binding. Lineage: Eukaryota; Metazoa; Chordata; Actinopteri; Salmoniformes; Salmonidae. Gene Ontology annotation, cellular component: cytoplasm. Gene Ontology annotation, biological process: animal organ morphogenesis; positive regulation of protein phosphorylation; positive regulation of cell population proliferation.
UGAAGUGACAGCGGCUGCACAUACUCUCAUCAGACUUGCAGCUCAGCGCUUGCUGCAUACACUUGCUGGGUUGCAACUUCUUCCUCUCUUUCUCUCCCCUCCCUCACUUUGACGGGCAGCAAUGAAGUCAGAGUGAUGUCAUAUAAGGAUACGAGUGCCUGGCAAGGUGACAUGGGUUUUUGGUGAGUGGUAKUCUCCACAGCCAGCGUUGCCUAUCGAGAGAGGCGUGGAGCUGCAAAAGAUGAUCAUCACCACCACCUCAAGCUCUGUCACGCUCUCUCCCUUUUCUACUCCUCUUUCAGGCUGUCAUUUCAUGCCAGAAGACCUGAUCUGCCUUCCAAAAAUAAGCCUUUACCACCAUGCCGAAGGAAGAAAAACAAGAAGACAGGUAUUUUUAGGGCCAGUAACUUUGACCACGUGCCCCGAAGGUAAACUGGAUGGCCAUUGCGCAAAGGUUCUUCAUCGGUAUGUGCAACGAGGCCAGCACGCACUCGACGUUGACUGCAAUUGUUCUCUUGGGGUCUCUAUUGGGGAUUGUGUCAUCAUAUCCGAUUCCAAGCAGGACUAAUGCAACUUUAUUGGAGCAAAGGUGGGAGACCCUCUUUUCCCGCUCCGUUCUGGGAAUCUCUGGGGCGAAAUCGGACAUGAAUUGGGAGAGUGACUAUUUGAUGGGCAUCAAGAGAGUGCGGCGACUUUACUGCAACGUGGGCAUUGGAUUUCACCUGCAGAUCCUCCCAGACGGCAGGAUAAACGGUGUACAUAAUGAGAACCAGUACAGUCUAAUAGAGAUCUCCACGGUGGAGAUAGGAGUGCUAAGUAUGUAUGGGGUGAAAAGUGAGCUGUUUGUCGCAAUGAACAGCAGAGGAAGGUUGUAUGGAACGAAAUUCUUCCGGGAUGAGAGCAAGUUCAAGGAGACCUUGCUGCCAAACAACUACAAUGCCUAUGAGUCUUCGGUUUACAAGGGCUCCUACAUCGCCCUCAGCAAACAUGGCCGCGCAAAGAGAGGCAACAAGGCCACCACCGCCAUGACUGUCACACACUUCCUCCCCCGAUUAGUAUGAUCAAAGCUGGCAAUAACUCACUAAUUUGCACAUGUGGAUGUUCUCCCAGGUAAUAUAGAAUUAUACAAUAUAAAUAUAUACCAUUACAAAAGAACUGCAAAAACUACACAAGUAUUUAUUAUCUUUAUAUAUGUAUAUUUGGAUAGCUGCCUUUGUAUUAGAACUUAUGUAUAUGCCAUUAUUUGCUGCUUAUCACUUAUCAUUAUCGAUUGAGGAGUGUAUUUACACCUUUUCUGGAAGUACAUACCGGUCGUAACGGGAGUAAAUCAAGAUAGUUGCUCAGCCAAACUCCAUAACAAACGGAUUUUGACAUUAUAACGCUUGCAUAUCUGUCUAAUGGGAGCUUGAAUCGGAGCUUCCUGGGCGUUCUCUAACUCACAGAUACUGGGGCAGCUUCACCCUGUCUUUGGGGUGGAUGACUAAUAUCCUUAGCUUUUAGGAGUGAAAUGGAUACUUUUUAUUACCUCAAAGAACCACUUGACUGGAUAAAGAGAUGCAUGGAAUUACUGUAUGCUCAAAGUAAUACCUGUUUAGUUUAUCCUUUCUCUGAGACCUUUGAGCACUUGCUGGUUCACCCCCCUGUGUUCAAGAUUGCUAUUUUUUAGCAAAAUGGGGGUUUGAGAACGAGACUACUUAAAUGCACUUCCCUUGCUGCACGAUGUGAAGGUGCCUUGGUGUUCCCACUUGUGGCCCCCUUAAACUUGCAUGUAAGAGACACCCACUGUAGUCAGAAAUAGGGCUGACACUCCGAGGAGGGCCUCAGGGGGGCAGGUCUAUCUCUGGUUUAUUUUCUUUUUCUGUUAUUAGAUCGAUUAAGUAAUAUACACUCGGGUACACAGAGAGAAGACUAGAGGAGAACUUCCAUGAGUGUGGGGAGGUAGAGAAACUCAGUUGCCCACCCACAGUAGAAGUUUAACCGCCAUGUGAGACUCUAGUCUCUCCACAAGGUCAUUUAAACAUGGUGGGGCAGUUAUGUGUUACAGACUGGAUUCAAACCUCCUUUGUCUCAGAGCUCAUUUGCAUCAUGGCUUGAAAUGAACUGAAAAAGGGACUAGCAUAAGAACGCACAAUAAUACAUGUAUCUGCUCACAAACUGGGACACUGCUGACACCCAAAAGCUUUAGCGUUAGGCUUUGGGUGAGUGUGUGAAAUGUAAAAUUGCAAGCUUUUGUGCAUCGCCAUACAUAAAGAUGUCUAUUAAGCCAAUGAAAAAUGAUGUAAAUAUUGACAAAUGUGAAACAGAAAAAAGAACCAGGAACAAGUUGCGUAGUUCAGGUUGCACAGUGACCGUCCAUGAUGGUGCCUGAUGUCUUUUUUGUUGGUGAGAAUCGUUCCCAUACAUGAUUAUUUAUUUGAGUUGUUUGUUAAAGUGUGUUUGGUGAAAUCCCAUAGACCCCUCCCAGAUCAGUGUGCUCUGCAGCAGCACUGCAGUGGCAGAAAGUUGUUGGAAGCGGUAGUUUGAUGGUUUUAAAUGUAAUUACGGGAGGCUCAGUUCCUAGAGUCAAUGUGUAGCACUGGACUGAAGGACAGUGCAGUGCCUCAUAGUUGAUAGUGUUCUUUCCUCUGCUGCUGGUUACUUGAAAACGGAGGCUUCUCACUCUGCCCACCCCAAGUCACCCUCUGGGAAUGUUCUCUUUGGUGGAGCCGAGGAGGAGCAGGACUAUUUUAACCUAGGAAAGACUUAUGGGAUGUGGCCUGCUGUCUCUGUUUGUUGAAUCCCCUGCAAGAAUGUGUCUCAUCCAGGAGGACUGGCUGCUCCCCACAUACUCCCCUUUAACCAGUACCACCCCGGUCGUCAGAGACCCCUGUGAAAACCCAUGGGGCUGGAGGGACCUUGGGAUUCCAGCAGUAACCCAGGAGCUUCCUCUCCUGCUUUAGUCCUUUUUUAGUUCACGGUCAGAGUCAUGGACCAGUGUUGACCCUGACUCUGUGUCCAGGGGGGUCUGCUAUUUGAGUCACCCCCCAUUUCCCCCCCACUCCCAUCAAAUCCAUGUUUGUCUCUAUUUGAUAGUGUUAUCUCUCUAUUUGAUUMAUUUGCAAUGAAUUUGAUGUAAAGCUAGUUGAUUGGUUUUAAAGGGACAUACAGGGCUGUGCUGGGUUGAUUAUUUAUUUAUGGAAUUCCUUAUGCACUGUUUGAAUGAUCUCCAUAGAAAGACCAUCAGUGGCCUCCAAGACUUCCAUCUUGUCCUUAAUUGCUCGUAUAUGCGUGGCUUUAAAGCUACAGUCUGUGAUUGGUGCAUCCAUUUUUGGACWUUAAAUGUAAUGUAAUGAGCCUUUAUAGCCAUUUAUUCUUAAAGAAUAUAGCUUAGAAAUGCCUCAUGACCUUAGUUAAACAGUCUUACCCCAUCAGAACCCAAAAUAUAAGCUUGGUUUAUUCCACUGUUUGUGAACAAUGUAAUUGUAAACAAACACUGUGGGUUAAAAAUAGGUUAAAACUAUAAAAACUAGUGGCUAGGCAGCGUUUUGUUUUUCGAUUCAUAGACUGUAGCUUUU